AAAAUUUCCUGCGGAGAGGUUUAAUAAAAAUUAUACUCAGCUCUUACUUGUCGGAGCUGAAUCACGUCAGCCGCCUAUACCUCAGAGUGCGGAAUGAGGAAAGGGAGGAUUGACCGAUGCGCACUUUCUCUGUCCCGUGAUGUGUCCUCGGAGCGGCUGGUGCGUGGCACAGUUUCAACAUCCUGGCCUGUAGGCCGGGGAGGAUUUGCCUGAGGAACGUACUUUGAAGCGGGAAUCUAAUGCAAUGUGGGUGAAAGUGAUUCAGUGAGCACCGACCGGCGAUGACAUCAGGCUGAAGUGUUGCAGUGAGGUGGUUUGGUUGGCGUGAGGUGGCGCGGCGCGAUGCGUGAAUCCUCCGAGCUGCACGCUGUCAGGGGGGAACGAGCUACGUCCUAAACAAAUUCAAGACAUCGGGCCAUUCAUCCUGAGCUGAGCUGGCGAACUGCGUCAUUUCAAGCGCAGGUAGGCUGCUCCUCGGCCCCUCCUGUAUCAUGUCGCCGGUAAAUCGGACCAUCUAACGGGGAUGAAUUCAGCUGACAUUUCCAGCAAAGAUCCGCCUCUAGGAUCCACGUUUUCCUCAGCUCCUAACUUGGACUCGGAUAUUAACGCAAACGCGUGCAUGCAUGUGUAUCAGAAUGGGAUGGACCACAAUGUCAACAUCCAGAACGCAGCGCUCCGCGGGGCCAGCGACCCCAGCUCCUACCCGUCCACGGAGUACCAUGGGCUGGCCCGCCGCAGGUUCAUCCGGCGGAGUCUGUGGGUGUCGGAUCACGACGAGCAGCCGCUGGACACGUCGGAGCUCGUCAGCAGCAGCCCGGUGCUCAACAUCGACCUGCGGACUAUAGUGGACCGGAGUCGGACCCGGGCUCUGCUUCCAGAGACCUCUAGCACGGAGAGCCAGGUGGACCUGAAGGACAGCGUAAGCGCCGAUGAUGAGCGGGGGGACAAAGGAGAGACGGGGCCCAAGGCGGACACGGGUCCGUCAGAUGUUACAGGUAAAGCAGGCAGCGACGAGAACGAAGAGGAGCCCGGGAUGAAGGCUGUGUCCACCUCACCCGGAGGGCGCUUCCUGAAAUUUGACAUUGAAUUGGGGAGAGGGUCCUUCAAGACCGUCUACAAGGGUCUGGACACGGACACCUGGGUCGAGGUAGCCUGGUGUGAACUGCAGGAGAGGAAACUAUCUAAAGCCGAGAGGCAGCGUUUCAAAGAGGAGGCGGAGAUGCUCAAGGCACUGCAGCACCCCAACAUCGUGCGAUUUUAUGACUUCUGGGAAUCACCAGUAAAAGGGAAGAAGUGCAUCGUUCUCGUGACAGAGCUAAUGACCUCAGGGACACUAAAGACGUAUCUAAAGCGCUUUAAGGUCAUGAAGCCCAAAGUUCUGAGAAGGUGGUGUCGGCAGAUUCUAAAAGGCCUCCAUUUCCUCCAUACAAGGACUCCUCCCAUCAUCCACAGAGAUCUCAAGUGUGACAACAUCUUCAUCACUGGUCCAACUGGCUCUGUCAAAAUAGGAGACCUUGGACUAGCAACACUGAAGAGGGCCUCCUUUGCCAAAAGUGUUAUUGGUACUCCAGAGUUUAUGGCCCCAGAGAUGUACGAGGAGCACUAUGAUGAGGCUGUGGAUGUCUAUGCUUUUGGAAUGUGUAUGCUGGAGAUGGCCACCUCAGAGUAUCCUUACUCUGAGUGUCAGAAUGCUGCACAGAUCUACCGCAAAGUUACAAGUGGGGUGAAACCUGCCAGCUACGGCAAAGUCAGUGACCCAGAAAUUAAGGAAAUUAUUGGGGAGUGUAUCUGCCACAGAUGGGAGGAAAGAUACUCCAUCAAGGACCUUCUGAAUCAUGCAUAUUUUGCAGAAGACACAGGAGUCAGGGUUGAGCUAAAUGAGGAGGAUGAUGGAAAAAAAUCAACCAUCGCUUUAAAGCUGUGGGUUGAAGAGCCUAAAAAGCUAAAGGGGAAGUAUAAGGACACUGGUGCCAUUGAGUUCACCUUCGAUUUGGAGAAGGAAGUUCCAGAAGUAGUUGCUCAAGAAAUGGUGGAGUCAGGAUUUUUCUUGGAAUGUGAUGUAAAGAUAGUCGGGAAGUCUAUUAGAGACCGUGUGGCUCUUAUAAAAUGGAGAAGGGCAAGGACUGGUUCACCAAAUGGAAACAGUGAAGUGAAGAAGUUGCAACAGAACCUUCUGCAGGUCCCUGGUACUGGUCCACCUGAGGAAACCAUAUUUACCACUGCAGAUUGUGAGGACCAAGAGACUCUGAUCUGCACUGUUCCUAUCAUCACAUCUACCACAUCUGAUAGUGGAAUGAGCUCCAACAUGCAAUUAGACAAUCUAAGCAAUCAGCAAAAUGGCCACUACCAGUCACUUUCAGAAGCCAUUUCUACUGCACAGCUGCUCUACAGUCCUCCUUCACAAACUGACUCCCAGCUGCACCAAGGACCCUACCAGCAAUCUGCAGGACAGGUCUCACAUGAAAACAACAUCCGACCAACCAGACAGCUUAACCAGGGAGCCUAUCAGCAAUCCACAGCAGGUCAGCCGCACCCUGGGGCCUUCCAACAGCCUGCAGCACAACUGCACCAGGCGCCUUGUCAGUGUCAAACAACGGUUUCUGCUCCAGCUACACCAGUACCCCUUGUGCAGCAAAGUAGACAAACAUCACAGAGUUUUCCAGCCGCAGCCCCAACUCCGCAGACACAACAUAUUUUCCAGUCCAACCAGGAGCAGUGUCAACUCCAACCAGCUGCCGCCCCAUCUCAGCUAUUUUCUGCUGACCAGCCUUCAUCUCAUCUGAGUCCUCCUGAUACCUCUGGCAGUUUUCCACUCUGCAGCCCUCCUCCCCCUCUCCUGCCCCUGCCCAUCAGCACACAGGUGAGUGCUCCCCAUGGGAUCCUGGGAGAUGUUCAGCUUUUGGAAACAGUCCCCCCUGUCUUGCCCAUUGGACAGACUCCAAUCUGGGGAAGCAGAAUAGACACAGAAUCUACUGCAGCUGCUGCUUCUCCAGUCCCAGCUCCCGCCUCAAUUUCCAUCUCUGCUAAGGUUCAGUAUGAAGCUAAAGCCCCUGUACGAACUUUAGUCCCAGGGUCAGCUCAGGCUGCAGCAGCACCUCAGACUCCGACACAAGCUCCAAAAACACUGCAAACUACGGCCUCAGCCCAACUUCAAGCGCCAGUAUCUGCAUCGAGUUUAACUGUAGAGCUCACAUUGGUUUCUUCUGUGAGCUCAGGUGCACUGCAAAUCUCCACCCCAGGGGUGGUCACAGACCCAGCUCCUUUGUCAGCACCGGCUCAGGCUGCAGCUCCUGCUAUAACUUCAGUUCUGCAGCCCGUUGGCAUCCACACAACAGUCCCAGUGUCUGAAUGUGCCAGCCUGGCUACAGCUCAGCAGCAUAUAGAGACAUCAUCUGUUCCUGGGAGCUUUCAGCAAGAAACCUGUGUAGAGGAUGUUCUCCGUGACAGAGCAAUAUCGCUAUCCAGUUAUACCUACGACAGUCUUAACUCUGAUGUUGCGUCGGGUAGGGAAACAAGUGAUGGUUAUGAAAGCUUAGCAAGUGGGAGCAAAGGGGACAUGAAACCCAGGAAACAUCACCGCAAGUCUGCUCGCACACGUUCCAGGCAAGAAAGGACCAGCAAACCCAAACUGAGCAUGCUCAAUGUCUGCAACACUGGUGAUAAAAUGGUUGAAUGUCAGCUGGAGACUCACAACCACAAAAUGGUAACAUUUAAGUUUGACCUGGAUGGAGAUGCUCCUGAGGAAAUCGCUACCUACAUGGUGGAGAAUGGCUUUAUCCUUCCGCUAGAGAAGGAGAUCUUCAUUGAUCAGCUGAAGGAUAUUAUGGACAAAGCAGAAGACAUGCUGCAUGAAGACAUGGGGGAUGAAAAAGACACAAUGUUGAGCUGUAGUCCUCUGCAGGGCCAGAUGUCGGAGGUAGGAGAGGGUCAGCAGCCAGGGGCGCCGCAGCCUGUAUAUCAGCAGAAUGUUCUUCACACAGGAAAGAGAUGGUUCAUCAUCUGCCCGGUGGAGGAGACACCUCCCUGCGUUCAGGACACUCCAUCUGAUGGGACAGCAACCCAGUCACCUGGGAGCUCAGCCAACACCCAGCCUGCUGACAGCACCACUGCAAGGCCCUCCAGAGAAGAGGGGUCAUCCUCUACAAUGUCUGGUGGAAGUGGAGGGUUCACUCAUGAGGUUUAUGGUUUCUACAGUCCUCCAAUAACAUCCAACACUGACCCCCUCCUUUUGGCAACCCUGUCUCCUCCUGUGUCUGCACCCCCUACUCUUCAAUCAGUGUCUUCGGUGGAGCCUGCAGGCAGUUCCCUGCAGCCCAGCUUGCUUGCUGCCAACCCAGACAGAGCUCAAACGUUUCCCCCAUCAUUACCUCACACUUCAUACCCAGUGGAGGAUUCACAGGGAUCUCCUCCUGGAUCUCUUUCCCCUACCCAUGCAGCUCAGAAGAUCCUUGAUUUGGCCCAUUCAGUGUCUAUUUCUGAUGAAGUGCCCUGCUGUCCUCUCAUCAUGCCCCUAUCUUUGGAUGUGAACCCUCCACUGGGCAGGUCACCUCUGACGCCUCUACCCCUCCAGGAGCUUGGUGCCACCAAAGAGCCACCGUCUGCCUCCUACGCUCCUGCUGCACGCAGCGAGCUGCCACAGCAGCCUGUGGUUCUCCACCAGCCUUUUUCUGCUGUGGGAGGCUCCAAAGUGUCCUCGCUGCCCCAGAGCCCGGCGCCAUCCCAACAUGCCGCUGGACCUAGCGAGUCUGAUGGCGAAGGACGGGUCGGUCGUGGAGGUUUUGUUGAUAGCACCAUUAAAACGCUGGAUGAAAAACUGAGGAACCUGCUCUACCAGGAAUAUGCUCCCAUGUAUCCAUCAGGCAGUGUUGCAGAGACACCAGGAUCGGGGACAGAGUACAUCCAGUUUCCUCCUGGCCCGGACAGCGCCACUGGAGGGUCUGGAAACAGCACCCCGGGGCCAAUAGGGGAGACGCGCUACAGGGGAGGAGAACAGCUCCCUCAAAUUCCUGAGAGAAUGGACAGCCUGAGCACGCUGAGUGACUCAGCUGUUUGCGCUUCUUUGUCAAGACGACAGGUUCCUCACUCUGUGUCCUGCACUGGAACGCGAGGUCGAUUUAAGAUCAUCUCUGUUCCUCCUGAAGUGGCAAACAGAAGAGAUGUGAAGCAGAGAAGCUGGAGCAGCGCAGCCUCCCCCGCUCACCCUGGCGAAUACAGCGGGGACCAGGUUCAGACGGAAGCCUUGGCUACCUCCACCACCAUCGGACGAUUCUCCGUAGUGAGCACAGAAGAUGACAUUACUCAGAGGACGCGUUGCAGCCGCUACUCUGCCCCGCCUGAUUUCUACCUAGGCACUCCACCACCCAUGGACUCAGGGGCGGAGAGCAGCCCUGCCAAGCUGGCUCCUGCCACUCCUUCCCAGCACUCUCGCUCUGAGCGCAGAGGUAGUGACCUCAUGAAAAGGGCAGUGGCCUUUCUCCGUCGCACUGGCCGCAGCAGCAGUGUGCAGAGCUCUGACUCACCGAGCAGACAUGGAGGUGUACCUGGCUCAGCCUAUGCCAGCAGCGACAAUGACUCAGAGAUGGAGGACUCAGAUAUAAAGAGGGAACUACAGAGACUCAGGGAGAAGCAUCUGAGGGAGAUCUCAGAGCUGCAAGCGCAUCAGCGUGGAGAGGUGGAGCUGCUCUAUCGUAGACUUGGUAAGAUUCCUCCUCCUGGCCUCGGCCUCUUACAUGUUGCGCCGCAUACAAGUCGCAGGAAAAGGUCCAACAAACACCGACUGAAGCCGGGGAAACUUCUCAGCCCUCUGGUUCAACAAUUUAGGCAUGUCAAAACCAAAAGCAGUGACUCCACUAAAUCUGGUGCCACUCCAGCUCCAAGUGAGCCAGCAGUGAGUUUAAACGGCUCUCCAGGGAGAACAUCUUUCCCCACCCACGGCAGGCCACGGUCAUGUACCAGCCACUUACCCAGCUCAGCUUCAGAGCCGGUACAGACUCAGCAGCCCUGUUCCCUGAAAGGUUCUCUGUCCUCUGACAACAUUUACGCUGGACUGCAUGGAGAUGUCGCUGGCACACAUGCUCAACCUGGACAAGGCUGGUCUAAUUAUCCUCAACCAUCUGAGAGAGUGACCUAUAAAUCCAGUAGCAAACCACGAGCUAGAUUUCUCAGUGGGCCUGUGUCUUUGUCUAUCUGGUCAACACUUAAAAGGCUGUGUCUUGGUAAAGAGCGAGGCAGCAGAUCUGGGGCUUCAGCAUCUGGAGCUUUCAAUCAGUCACAGCAAAUGCAUAGUGUUACACCUCCUCCCCAACAGCCUGUUGUUGGCCUGGCCCAAGCUCAGGCCAACAACAGCAAUAACAAAACAAGUACAUCUAUGAAUCACUACGAAAACAACCUACCUGAAGACCUACAAGGUCUGAUGGAUGACUGGGCCCAGGAGGUUCUGAUUGUGACGCACCGGCCACGUACCGACUCCCUGAAUAUCCGUGGACAGCAGCUGUGCCCUCAGGUUGUGCCUCAAACACUUGAACAGCUGCCUCAGGCUUUAAAUGCAUCACCGUGGACGCCACCUGGUCCAGAGGCUUGCACUCUAUUAUGGCCUGACAGCCCUGGACCUGCAGUGAUGGCCAGCACCUCCACAAGACACUUUCACACUUAUCAGCUACACUCUCCUGCUGCAUUUACAGCCUUGCCCUCCCCUCUUUCCUUCAAUCAGUGGCCUGGGUUUUACUUUCCAGUUUCUACUGGGGUCUUUGCCUUUCCUGCUGAGCCCUCCACCCACUCCAGUCUUGUUUCAACCUCAUCUCAUCAGCUGAGUGACCCCGAGGCAAAAACUCUCUAAUCUGGGUAGCAUUGUGUCUUCCAACUCUGUUACCAAAAACUUAACUUAUAUUACAGCCGCUGUAGUCUCAAUAUUAUGUGCAUACAGUGUAUAUAUUUAACAUGCAUGUGUUUAACAAUAUGUAUAUAUCCAUCUUCACUCUUGAGUUUUAUGUUAUUUGUUUCAUUUCAGUCAACAAGCUUCAUUUUCAUAAUAUAACUAAUAUUAUUUAAAUGCAGUUUAAUGUUAGGAGGAUGAAAAUUAGCCAGAUCAGCCUCGAAGUGCAGACAUCUGUCAGUGUUUGUUUAUGUACAUUAUUGCUCACAGAAUGUACACAAUGUAAUGUUCAUUCAUUUUGUACUUAAAAAAUUUUUAUUGUGUUGCUCAUUUCACCCCACUAUAUUUAUAUUUAUAAGCUGCCACAUGUAUAUUUGAAUUUUGGUUUGUGUGUACAAAGCCUAUGUGUUUGUACAGUUAACAAAGGAUGAUCCAUAGUUUGGUGCUGCAGCUGUGGAUUUCAAUGCGGCACCUUAUUAGCAAUCAUUUUGCCAUCACUGUGAAAACUUGACCUACUGGUCACUAGGGCCUGUUGCUUUACUCUGCUUUCUCAGCUCAGAAUAUAGACACGUUUCAUUCUUCACCAGUGAAACACUUCCAGCACAAGCACUUGCGAUAUCCUUAAGAGAUUUGAAUGAGCUUGAAGUUUAUCCUCAGGUGGAAAAACACCUGUGAGAGUGCCUUGAACUGCAGUUUCAGUUUAUUGAAGAAAAGCAUUUAGAUUUAAAAUAGAAACCAGACUUAAUCCAUUGGUAUGUGUUAAGGUUGCAAUGGGAGUAAUCUGGGCAGAUAUCUCCAAACAUUUCCGACCCUCCUUCAGCUCUCUCAUCAGGACACCCCAGCAUUCACUGGGCAUUGAAGAUGAACACUGGAGUGACAUGUCAGAAACAUUUCUGUUUUGCAGGUUCUAGAAAGCAAUGUUCUCAAUGUCCAAACCACCCCUACUGGUUCCAGUUCAGUGUAGAAGAGCAGUAAACAAAGGUCCUUCCCUGACAUUGCCAACAUUCAUUUUGGUGGCUUGUAUUUUGGAUCUUAUUCAGUGGGUCACUACCACAUCUCCUUCAAUUAAUGAAGCAACUCGCAGUCUCAAGAAACCCUGACCAAAUGACACCAUGGUAUCAAAUCACAGGGUCCUAGUUUGUUAGACUUGUUAGGGUUUCUGCUUUUUUAGACUUUUCACAUCAUCAGCAAAAAAAUCUAAAUUGCUAUAAAAUCAGGCAAAAUAGAAAUCUAUUUUGUUUCACCUCAGAAUUUCAAUAGUUUAUAGCUGCAUUUCUCCAACGCCAGUCUAGGGACCUACAGUCUAAAACCCUUUCUGGUUCAUGCAUGAUGUUAUUUCAGAUUGGUGCAUGUGCAAAGGAAAACUUAUCCAAGUUCUUUACUGUGCCAAGUAUAGUAAACAAUUUAUAAAUGAACAAGAAAUUUGUGUAGUUUGCGUUUAAGGAUCGGGUGUGGAUUAAGGUUAGGUUACUAGAGCAGGUAGAGGGCAAAGAAGGAAAAGAAAAGAACUGAGAAUAGCAGGGCCUGAUAAAAGUUAGUUCAUAAAGGUUCUGAACACAUGUCAAUGGUUAUUGUUGGUUGAGUUCUGCACCCAUCAGAACUGCCUUAGUCUCUUCUGAGAACAAUGCAAAUUAAACUCCCACUAUUAAAUACAGAGAUUGAAAGGCCCAUAGCAAAAGACCUGGAACCCUGAUUAAGAAGCAUCUUGAACAAUACACUACUUAGGACACAUGAAACAUCAAAACUGUUUGAGCAAUGAUUAGAUGCAUACUCAAGUAACCCAGAGAGAGAAAGACCUUUUAUAGUGUCCACCAGCCACUUUGGCCAUUCCAAACUCUCAUAUUAACGUUUGGACAAACUUACCAACGAAGACAGGGACAACUUGUUAAACAACUGUGCAAAUCUACCAGAAAUGUUAAACUGACUCAGCAACCUCAGCCCAAGAAACAGAUUAGUCCCAAUAAUGUCACAAGCCUGAGGUUAUUUACAGAAUGCUUAUCAGUCGAAUUGAGGAAAAUAUCAAUGUACAUACCAAACUUAGGUCAGAAGCUUUCAAUAUCAACUUCAAACACUCUUAGUUAAGCAGCUUCCCAUGAAAAACAUGGCUUCACAAAACUACUGUUUUAAGCGUUUGCUUCUACAACUUCCUAAACCUUGUUCUCCUUAAUCUUCCCAGUAGUCAUCAGAUGGCACAGGGUUUUCUUCUCAAACCUACUAUUGUCACCUUAGCAGUGAUGAUAACCAGAUAAAAUUUAAAAUGCAGUUUUGAAAUGGUGAUUCCAUAUAAUAAAAAAAACUAUCCAAACCAACUUGUCCUCAUAUGAAAAAGUUAUUGCCCUAUACAAAAUAAUUGCUUGUUCCACACACGCAGCAACAACUACCAUCAAAUUUUCUCUCUAACUGGCACUAAAUCUUUUCCAUUGCUGCGGAGGGGUUUUGACCCACUCUUUUUUGCAGAAUUGUUUUAAUUAAGCCACAUUUGGGGGGUUUGAGCAAAAACACCCUGUUUAAGGUUAUGCCCUAGCAUCUCCAUGUGAUUCAGGUCAGGACUUUUACUAGGCCACUCUAAAACCAUUUAUUCUUUUUUAGGCUGUAUCCAUAGCCACAGAUGGACUAGCUGGUGUGCUUGAGCUUAAGCACAGAUGGCCAAAAAUUCUUCUUCAGGGAGAGAGCAGAAUUCAUGGUUCUUUCAAUUACAGCAAGUCAUAAAAGGCCUAAAGCAUGUGACCAUUACAUUACCAUUACCAUAUUUGACUGUAGGUGUGAUGUUCUUUUUUGUAAUGCUUAAUGUUUUGAUAAAUGUGAGAUGGGUCUUUAUGUUCUUUUUGGUUAGCCCCAGUUUUUACCUUGUAGCAUCCAUGGGAGCAUGGGUGCUAUUUUUGCUCAGUCUCUUUCUUACAUUUGAAUCAUAAACACUAUAGAGUAAAAUAAGUAUUGAACACAUCAACGUUUUCCUCAGUAAAUACACUGGUAAUAUUUAUAAUGGCACGAAAUUCACACCAGAUGUUGGUAACAACCCAAGUAACCCACACAUAAAAAAUCUAAGCAGAUUAGUUAGGAAAUUAAGCUAUGGGUAAAAACAUGAAAUUAAAUAGGGAAUAAGUAUUAAACACACUUACAGAAAUGUAUUAAAUAUUUUGUGGAAAAACCUUUCUAAGGUAAUGUGAACUUCAAGAUGUCUCCUGCAUGGUGAAAAAAGUCACAUGCAUUGCUCAGGUAUAAUUUGUGGCCAUUGUUCCACACAAACUACCUCCAAAUCUUGAAGGUUCUCCAGGUACUAUUUAUGUACUCUAAUUUUCAGUUCUUUCCAUAGAUUUUCAAUUGGAUGCAGUUCAGGUGAUUGACUUGGCUGUUCUAGCAGUUUCACUUACUGUCAUUGCAAUUAGUUAAAAUUUUCCUUAGCUGUGUCUUUGGUUCUAUAGUCUUUAUUGUAAAUCCACAUUUGUUUUAUCUUCAAAUUUUUAUAAAGAAUGUCCCGGUACAUUUGUCCAUUCAUUCUUUUUUUAAAUGAUAUGAAGUCUGCCAGUACCAUAUGCUGUAAGACAGCUCUCACCAUAAAAUUCACACUUGUUAACUUCUCUUUUGGGAUGUUGUCCUUCAAACAGCCUGAAUAUUGAUUGAUAUCUGAAAAGUCCAGCUUUGGCCUCAUCUGACUAGACUAUAUUUUUCCAGUUUUUUACUGUUGGCUUUUCCAAGUCUUCUGCAGAAAAGUUUAGGCAAGCUUCAACAUACUUUUUCUUCUUUAGUGGAGUCUUGUGCAGUGUGCAUAUUUGCCAUUGCAACUGAUUGUCCAUUUCUUUGAUUACUUGUGUUGUUGCUGACAUCUGCUUUCAGUGUUUCAUAUCAGCAGGACUAUUCAAAAUAUAUUUACUGAAAAAAACAUUAAUGUGUUCAAUACUUAUUUUACCCACAGUAGGAAAUUGUUUUUCUCCAACCUGGUGGAACAUGGUUACCACUAAGACCACUUGGGUUUGCGUUGACUUUUCUUAAUUUCCAGACAUGCAAGUAGAGUAGUGCAGUCCUUUCACCCAAUGUGACCCCCAGUCUCUCAAACAAAAACUGAGUCAAGUACUGUUGUGUGUUAAUGUUAUUCCAACAACAGUAUCUUAAAAAAGCGAUUACACCCCUCACAAUUACGUAAAUAUUUAAUUUUGUAUUUUCAUGGGACACCACUGAAGAUAUACCACUUUGAUGGAAUGUAUUCAGUGUACAGCUUGUAUAACAGUGUAAAUUUGCUGUCCCCUCAAAAUGAUUCAAUACAUAGCCAUUAAUGUCUAAAUCACUGGCAACAAAAAUAAGUACACCCCUAAGUGAAGUCCAAAUUCUGCCUAAAGUAGCAAUAUUUUUGUGUGGCCAACAUUAUUUUUCUAGUACAACCUUAAUUCUGUUGGGCAUGGAGUUCACUGAAGCUUCACAGGUUGCCACUGGAAUCCUUCUUCAGUCCUCCAAGACGUCAUCACGGAGCUGGUGGAUGUUAGAGACAUUGUGCUCCUCCACCUCUUUGAGGAUGCCAAACAGAUGCUCAGUAGGGUUUAGGGUCUCGAGACAGGCUUUGCCAGUCCAGCAUCUUCACCCUCAGUUUCUUUACCAAGUCAUUGGUUGUCUUGAAGGUGUAUUUGUGGUCAUUACCAUGCCAGAAUACUGCCCUAUGGCCCAGUUUCCGACGGGAAGGUAUCAUGCUCUGCUUCAGUAUGCCAUAGUACAUGUUAGCAUUCAUGGUUCCCUCAAUGAACUUUAGCUCCCUACAUCCAGCAGCACUCAUGCAGCCCUGAACCAUGAUACUCCCACCACCAUGCUUGACUGUAAGCAACAAAGACUUUUCUUUGUACUCCUCACCUGGUUUCCGCCAUUCCUGCUUGACACAAUUUGAACAAACAAAUUUAUCUUGUCAUCAGAUCACAGGACAUGGGUGCAGUAUUCCAUGUCCUUAGUCUGCUUGUCUUCAGCAAACUGUUUCUGGGCUUUCUUGUGCAUCAUCUUUAGAAGAGGCUUCCUUCUGGGAUAGCAGCCCUGACCAUUUAAUGCAGUGUGCUGCAUCUGGUCUGAACACUGACAGGUUGACCCUUUCAACAUCUAGAGCAAUGCUGGCAGCACCCAUACAUCUAUUUUCAAAAGACAACAUCUGGAAAUGACAUUGAGCAUGUGCACUCAACUUUUUUGUUGGACCAUGGUGAGGCCUGUUCUGAGUGGAACCUGUCGUGUUAAACUGAUGAAUGGUCUUGGCCAUAGUGCUGCAGUUCAGCUUCAGGGUGUUUUCUAGGCCAUAUUUAUGUAGAGCAGCCAUUCUUUUUUUUUAGAUCUUCAGAGCGUUCUUUGCCAUGAGGUGUCAUGUUGAACAUUCAGCGACCAUCAUGAGAGUGUGAGAGUGAUAACACCAAAUUUAACACGACCCCACCCUGUUCAAACCGCAGACCUUGUAACUCUAACCAACAAAUGACACCAAUGAGGGAAAAUGGCUUAUUGGGGACAAUUUGGACAUUUUUACUUGGAGGUGUACUCACUUUUGUUGCCAGUGGUUUAGACAUUAAUGGCUGUGUGUUGAGUUAUUUUGAGAGGACAGCACAUUCACACUGUUAUACAAGCUGUACACAGACUACAUUGCAUCAAAGUGCUAUAUCUUCAGUGGUGUUCCAUUAAAAGAUAUAAUAAAAUAUUUACAAAAAUGUAAGGGGUGUACUCACUUUUGAGAGAUACUGUAUACCGAGCUGAAAUCCCUUAACCUUUAACUUUGAGCUCCUACACCUCCACAGCCCGCUUUAAUUCACAAAUAUACUAAAUUGGUGCUGGAUGAUGUGGUGACCUACUGUAAGUUGUUGGUUUUAAAGCCGCAUUACAACAAGGACAGAGGGACCUAAUACACAAGUAAAAACCAUCAACAUUAUCAUAUACCUCUUCUCAUGCAAUCUGUAGCUUUACAUACUGUUGCCUUCUUGGUUUUGGAGAGAUUAUUGCAUGUCUAUUUUAUGAUUAGAUUAUUUUGUUUUAAAUGCUGGUAAUACAACCACAGAAUAGAAGAAUGUAAAGACUAUUAUGUCAAAGUCACAACUGGUUGAACAUGUAAAUUGUAAUAAUAUUUAACAUAAUGUUUAUUGGUUUCUAGUUAUUCUUUGGGCCUGUGCUCAUAAUUUCAGUCCUCCAGUUUCAUUAUGGCCUCAAGAAUAUUUUUUCCUGUCUGAGGUUUUUUGUCUUUUAGGGCUAACAAUUGGCACAAAAAUAUUUAGUAACUGCAAAAACAAUUCAAUGCACUCUUAGACUCAAAGUGGCAACAUGCCCGUUGGAGUAAAUUUAGUAAUUUAAAGGUUUCCUUAUCGGUUUGGUGUGGAUAUAAAUCAAUUAAUUCCUAAAACUAAUUAGUUUCUUAGAUUGAUUAAACAGAGACUCUAGACAGACACCAUAUAUGUUCAAUGGUAAUCUUUUGUUUAUCAAUGGGGUUUUACCCCCAUAAAAAAAUUAGUAUAACAGUAUUUUUUAGGUUUUGGUUUCCAAAGCAGAGAUUCUUGAAUGUUGUUUUUCUUUGUUGGUGGGGUGGAAGGAUCUCCUAUGCAGUCUUUCUGUUGUGCUUUACACUGAGCCUUGUGUCUUUAAUUUGUUUAAUGCUUGCAUUUAAUACUAGGUGUGUUAUUGCUUUUGCCUGCUGUGUCACCACUUAUCCCAACACCCUGCCAACCUUGUCAAAUUAGUACUCUAUAACAAAUGCUGUAUAUACUUGAAGAAGUCAACAAUAAAUUUUCUCUUGACAGUA
Molecule: messenger RNA, 13613 nt
Organism: Girardinichthys multiradiatus
Lineage: Eukaryota; Metazoa; Chordata; Actinopteri; Cyprinodontiformes; Goodeidae
Gene: wnk2
Product: WNK lysine deficient protein kinase 2
Exons: 29
Coding region: 524-6835 (2103 amino acids)
Biological process (GO): intracellular signal transduction; protein phosphorylation; positive regulation of potassium ion import across plasma membrane
Cellular component (GO): cytoplasm; cytosol
Molecular function (GO): chloride channel inhibitor activity; protein serine/threonine kinase activity; ATP binding
Source: RefSeq, a predicted model, not a curated record